This is a messenger RNA of Strongyloides ratti, 1266 nucleotides long. RefSeq lists its product as hypothetical. The record is from RefSeq and is a predicted model, not a curated record. The transcript is spliced from 5 exons. Lineage: Eukaryota; Metazoa; Nematoda; Chromadorea; Rhabditida; Strongyloididae. Bases 1 to 1266 code for a protein of 421 amino acids.
AUGACAUUAACAACACGAACUUGGGGUUAUUUCAAGAAUAUACCAAUGGAAACGAGUUGUGGGCAGACAGCGACGUGUAAAAACGGUAAUAUUGAAAUGAAUGGAAUUCCAAGUCCUCAAAAAGAGUUUGAUUACUUUUUAUAUGAGGGUAUAUUAGAUAAUGCAAACAAUGAAAUUAAAAGAUUAAAAGAUGAAAUGACUUUAAAAGCUAAAGAAUUUGCAGAUCAUCAGGCGAAGGAAAAAAUAAAAUUAGAUAUAUUAGAAAGUUAUAAAAAUAAUACUAUUAAUGCUUUAAAAUCAAAUUCAUAUGAUAAAAAAUUUUUGAUACCUACAGAUUUACAAGAAAAUUUACAAGAUUCAAAUAGAAUAGGAAGAAAAAGAACUUAUGAAGAGAUAAAUGAAUCUGUUUCCUAUAUUGAUAAAUUUAUAGCUCCUAAUAAUAUUGAAGCAUUAUUAUCAAGUAGUUUUUUAAAUAUUCCUGAAAUUAAUAAUCAAGAAACAAGUAAUUAUGAAGAAUCUAAUGAUUAUGAUAGUUCAAGUAUGUUAAGUUGUAUUAAAGAAUUAAUAAAUGGUCAAAGAUUACUCAUGGAUAAAAUUGAUAAUAUGCAUAAAAGACAAGAUUUAUUAGAAAAUCAAUUAACAAAUAUUGAAGAAAUGAUUGGUGAUGCUACAAGGAAUAUGUUUAAUAGAAGAUUUGACAGAGAUCCACUUUCUUCAAAUGUUUCUAAGUAUGAAAUGAAAAUUAAUAAAAAAAGAGUUAGAAUUGAUUUAACAAGUAUAGAUGUUAUCAGGUGUUAUGUUAUGAAUAAUAGAAGAGAUAUGAAAGAGAAAGAAACGUUAAGUCUUGGGUUGAUAGAUUUUUUGGAUAAUUAUUUAGAUAAAGACAUAAUUACAUUGAUAGGGACGCCAAAAGAAUUUGCCAGAAAGGUUGUAGAUCAAUUAAUGACUGCCGACCAACAAUUGCGGCACAAAUUUUCAUAUUCUUUUGAGAAACGAUCAAAAAGAGUUGGAUUGAGAGAAGACAUUAAGAAUGAUGUAAUUAAUAGUAUUCUAUAUGCUGGUGCAAGUAUUUUAGUUAAAGAACAGUUGCCUUUAUAUUUUACACAUGCAUUUGAAGGAAUUAAUAGUAGAGCUUCAAAUUGGAGUAAAACUGGAAAAUGUCAUACAAUGAUACAUCCAGAUUUAUGUGAAGUUUAUUUUCAAAAUAUUGACGUUGGUGUAAUGAAUGAGGAUGGAAAAGAUGAGUAUGAUGAAAUUCACCAAUAA